Linum tenue is the source of this 976-nucleotide messenger RNA. The record is from the annotation of a GenBank genome assembly. Lineage: Eukaryota; Viridiplantae; Streptophyta; Magnoliopsida; Malpighiales; Linaceae.
UUCACCUUUCCUUAAUUCCGCGAGCAAUUCCUCUGGCCUUUGAUUUAUCAGUUGACAAUGGCGGUUUCGACAGGUAAUUCAGCGUCAAAGAGAGCAGCGUCGUCGUCGUCGUCGUCUCCGACGGUCGUGCCGGCGUCGUCGAAGGGAUGGGUGAAGAAUCUUCCAGCAAUAGCCUCCCGAAUCUAUUUCUUCCUCAUCAUUCUUCAGGUCCCUCUCUUCAGGGUGCCAUGCCGAUCCGGGAUGUGUAAAUCUCCAAUUCACGUCACGUCUUCCCAAUUGAUUGCUAGCGACAUCUUCCCUGUUCCAGUAGUGAAAGCCCUCCUCUAUCCUGGCGCCGUGGUGAAUGAUCUUGUUACGAAGAGGACAAUUCCAUCUUGGGACGGCUUACUUGAUAUGUAUAACUUGACCACGGUGAAGGAUGCCUCUCCUGUUACGGAUCUCCAGCGCUUGGAGGUUCUUGCUGGAAGCUACUUUACAGUGGCAGGAUCACUGGUCGGGAUCCUAAAACCUGGGAGGAUGAGCAUGUUUGGGACACUUUUGAUACUCUGGGGGCUUAUCAAGGAAGGAAUCUUGGGGAAGCCGGUGAACACCGAUCCUACUAAAUCAGUCUAUGUCUACCCGACAAUCGUGCUUGCAGUCAUCUGUGCAUUCUCUUCUGUGAAGUAUGAUAUGAAGAAGGUCGCGAAGAGUGCUCCUGCCCGAACCAUUGCAAAGCCUUUACAGAGCUCUUCAAAAUCAAAGCUGAAAUGAAGGGUUUGGAAACACUUUGGAGUCACUCUAGAAGCACUUCGGUUUAUCUGAUCUGUGACUAAGAAUCUGUAACUGUUUGGCUUAACCGAUUUCACAGUUUCUGCUUCAUUUCAAGAGCAGGGCAAUGGAUGUCGAAUGUUUUUGAAAUGGAUUGGGUUUCCAUCUUUUUUCUUCUGUUCUCAUUCAAUGCAGAAAAUAUUUCGAGUCAUUUUUUGUUGGUUUGGAA